Molecule: messenger RNA, 1593 nt
Organism: Vicia faba (fava bean)
Lineage: Eukaryota; Viridiplantae; Streptophyta; Magnoliopsida; Fabales; Fabaceae
Source: the annotation of a GenBank genome assembly
AUGGUCGUUCUUGCUGCAUCUAUUGUCGGUAAAUCUGGUAAAGUGCUAGUUUCUAGACAGUUUGUGGAUAUGUCUCGUAUAAGAAUUGAGGGACUUCUAGCAGCAUUUCCCAAGUUAAUAGGCACCGGGAAACAACACACAUAUUUUGAGACCGAGAACGUGCGCUAUGUUUAUCAGCCAAUAGAAGCUCUAUACCUGCUUCUUGUAACAAACAAACAGAGCAACAUACUGGAAGAUUUGGAUACUCUGAGACUUCUCUCCAAACUUGUCCCUGAAUAUUCUUAUUCCCUCGACGAAGAGGGUAUCUGCAAACAUGCCUUUGAGCUGAUUUUUGCAUUUGAUGAAGUCAUCUCUCUUGGGCACAAGGAGAAUGUGACUGUUGCACAAGUUAAACAAUACUGUGAGAUGGAAAGUCAGGAAGAGAAGCUGCACAAGCUGGUUAUGCAGAGCAAGAUCAAUGAAACUAAGGAUGUAAUGAAGCGAAAAGCAAGUGAGAUUGAUAAGAGCAAGAUUGAAAAGAAUAGAAGUGAUAAAGGAGGCUUUGGUCCGUUAACCUCAAUGGGAUCUGGAAGAGUUGAAAAUAGCUUCAAUGAUAUGAGCAUAUCUAGCACUGGAUCUGGCUUUGGAAGCGGUACUGGUUUUGGAUUGACUACUGAUGUUGAUUCCUUUUCUACCAAGCCUAAAGGCCGUCCAACUGCAUCUGCCACUGCUCCGCCAAAGGGUCUUGGUAUGAAGCUCGGUAAAUCUCAAAAGACAAAUCAGUUUUUGGAAUCACUGAAAGCAGAAGGUGAGGUCAUUGUUGAAGAUGUUCAGCCAAGAAUUAGCCAGUCUCGGACAGCUGCCCCACCGCUUACUGAUCCUGUCACUUUAACUGUUGAGGAGAAACUAAAUGUCACACUGAAACGAGAUGGCGGAGUUAGUAAUUUUGAUGUUCAAGGCACAUUGUCUCUCCAAAUUCUUAACCAAGAUGAUGGAUAUAUUCAAGUUCAGGUCCAAACUGGUGAUAAUCAAGCCAUCUCUUUCAAGACACACCCUAAUAUGAAUAAAGAGCUAUUUGCCAAUGAACAUAUUUUAGGUCCAAAGGAUCCCAACAGGCCUUUCCCCACUGGACAAGCCAGUGAUGCUGCAGGUGUUGGGCUUUUAAAGUGGAGAAUGCAAAGCACCGAUGAGUCAAUGGUGCCACUGACAAUCAACUGUUGGCCCUCUUCUUCUGGAAAUGAAACUUACGUCAGCAUUGAAUAUGAGGCUUCAUCAAUGUUUGAUCUACGGAAUGUUGUGGUUUCUGUACCGCUUCCACCUCUUCGAGAAGCACCAUCUGUUAGUCAGAUUGAUGGAGAAUGGAGGUAUGACUCAAGGAAUUCCAUUUUGGAGUGGUCUGUUCUUCUGAUUGAUAAUUCAAAUCGCAGUGGGUCAAUGGAGUUUGUUGUUCCACAUGCCGAUUCAUCAGCAUUCUUUCCCAUUUCAGUUCGUUUUAUGGCAACUGAUACAUUUAGUGACCUGAAGGUUACGACUAUCAUACCGGUUAAGGGUGGUAAUCCUCCCAAAUACGCGCAGAGAACACAGUUGAUAACAGAAAACUAUCAAGUUGUGUGA